Blastomyces gilchristii SLH14081 is the source of this 2241-nucleotide messenger RNA. RefSeq names its product amidase, variant. NCBI's taxonomy places the organism in Eukaryota, Fungi, Ascomycota, Eurotiomycetes, Onygenales, Ajellomycetaceae. Bases 96 to 1676 code for a protein of 526 amino acids. The record is from RefSeq and is a predicted model, not a curated record. The transcript has 9 exons.
GCCUUUUGUGUCAAUAUCAAGAUUAUGCCUUGGAAGAGGUGAUAUUUUCUUCUUUGCAACUGAUGAAUUUCUCCUAAUCAUGCCGGGAAUAAGUUAUGGUGUACAUCAAACUUGUCAAACCUCUGCUCAAUGUUCGCCCGCCCGGUUUGGGCUGGCCACGGGUGACCUUUCGGGCAUUCGCUAGUAUUCAUACCGGUGCUAUGAAUAAAGAAGACAACAAUUGUUCCAAGAGAGGAGGGGUGGAGGUAGAUCUUCGCAUGCCAUUAUGUCGCAGCGUUGACAUUGAGGGGCUUUCUAUCCCUCAACUACACAAAUGUCUCGAGAGCAGGAAGUUCUCGGUUUAUGACCUGACAGCGUGCUACUUGGAGAGAAUCAGGCGCGUCAAUCGAGUCUUAAAAGCUGUAAUUGAAGUCAAUCCCGAUGCUCUAGACAUUGCUAUGAUGAUGGAUCGCGAAAGGGAGCAGAGGAGAAAUCAUGGACUACUCCAUGGGAUUCCAUUUCUUGUUAAGGAUACCAUGGGUACGAAGGACAAGAUGCGAACGACUGCUGGCUCCUCUGUGCUAGUAGGGACUGUCGUCCCGGAAGACGCACAUGUCGUGUCUCUCCUCCGGAGAGCUGGUGCCGUCUUACUCGGGCAUGCCAAUUUGUCCGAGUGGGCAUCAAUGAGAUCAACGUACUACUCGGAAGGCUAUUCCUCUCGAGGCGGCCAAUGCCGGAACCCUUAUAACCUUGCCGAACAUCCAGGGGGUUCCAGUUGUGGAAGUGCAGUUGCUGUCGCAUCAAACAUGUGCGCUUUCAGCCUAGGCACUGAGACUGAUGGAAGCAUAAUGGUGCCCGCUGAUCGCAAUGGAAUUGUUGGCAUUAAACCGACGGUUGGACUGACUUGUGGUAAGGGCGUUAUUCCCGAAUCACACAGUCUUGAUAGUGUUGGCACGUUUGGGAGAACAGUGCUGGAUGCGGCAAUUGCUUUAGAUGGCAUUGUCGAUUCGCCUACUGGCGCCCGUCUUGAUAUCCGUAGCUUUCCAACCGCCCCAUUUGUAUCAUUUGUUUCCGGGAAGGAAGCCCUUCGAGGAGCUCAAUUUGGAUUACCCUGGAAGGGAGUAUGGGAAAAGGUCAAGCAGAAAGAAACGGCUAGAAAGCAAUAUCAGAUUUUUGGACAGGUAAUAGAGCGCAUAAGAGGAGCCGGAGCAAAUGUCAUUGAGUAUACCGAUUUCCCAAGCGCGGAGGAAAUUAUCCCACCAGGUGGAUGGGACUGGGACUAUCCCACCAAGCAAGGCCACCCAGAACAAUCGCAAUUCACUGUAGUGAAGACGGAAUUUUACAAUGAUUUGAAGACCUAUCUCAGCAACCUCGCUGCCAACCCCAACAAUAUCAGAAGUUUAGACGAUGUGGUCAAGUACAAUGCAACGCAUGCUGAGAAAGAAGGCGGGCGCCCAGGUGUCCAUCCUGCAUGGCCAUCUGGACAGGACAGCUUCGAAAUGAGUUUGGAAACUGGAGGAGUCAUGGAUGAGACCUAUCACCAUGCCCUGGCUUAUAUCCGCCGAAAAUCUAGAGAAGAGGGCAUUGAUGCAGCUUUGUCAAGGGGGGAUGGCAGGCAGCUUGAUGGGUUACUAGUCCCGCUUCAAGCUGAUAGCGGCGUUGGAUGUCAAGUAGCUGCCAAAGCUGGUAUUUAUUAACCCUUCCAUCCCCAUGUGGCUUUGGUAGGUUGGGGUUUCGCCUCGGUGUUUUAAUCCAAUACCUAUGUACAGGAUACCCGAUGAUCACGAUUCCUGUUGGCAUCGCUACCGGCGAGAACGAAAUUCCGUUCGGUAUUGGAAUAAUUCAGACCGCAUGGCGGGAAGAUAAACUCAUCAAGUAUGGAUCCGCCAUUGAGGACCUCUUGGCUCUGAAAUUAAAGCCUACCUUUAUGAACAUCGAUGCGGAUAAUUAUAUGUAUAUUGGGGCCCCUCCAGAGUCCUAAAUUUACAACCGUUUACAAAAACACUAGGGUAGUUUUUACCGGCGUAUUGGGCAUACAACGGAUAGAAAAUUUCUAUUGGGUUCCUGGGUUGAUGUGGGACAUGAGAUGAAUGGAAAUCAGAAUCGGAAAGCGAAAACAUUAUGAAUAGGCAAAAAAGGGGAUAAUAGAGUAAAACUAACCGUUGAACAUCGACUCUUUGGCGCGCACCCAAACCCCAAUUGUAUUAUAUCGACAUAGAAGAGAAAAGAAUAUCUAUUAAAAAAAAAAAAAAAAAAAAAAAA